This is a messenger RNA of Mizuhopecten yessoensis (Yesso scallop), 5310 nucleotides long. RefSeq lists its product as uncharacterized. The transcript is spliced from 2 exons. Bases 830 to 2116 code for a protein of 428 amino acids. NCBI's taxonomy places the organism in Eukaryota, Metazoa, Mollusca, Bivalvia, Pectinida, Pectinidae. The record is from RefSeq and is a predicted model, not a curated record.
CUAGCUAUGUGUCAUUCAGUAAUCGUUCAUGUUAGAACGUCGCCAUUACGGAUUUAUUGGAUUGAAGGUCUGCUUUUUAAACAUACCAAGCACAGAAGUUUUACUUUUGUGUGUUUCCAUGACAACGGCAUAGCCAACAACUAUUGGAAACAAACUUUUACGGAUUAGGUGGAUCGAAGUGCUGUACGUUUAACAUGGAAAUGGCAACAGUCCUACUUUUUUGUGUCUCCAUGACAAUGGUAUUGACUGAAAAUGGAUCAGUGGUGGACACAGGGGUCGAUCAACAUUGGUACCAGAUAAAUACCAACUGCUCUUUAUAUGUAUCAGCCUCAGAAGUUGAGCAAUAUCAUCGAGUGAAAGAAAUGGCGACAAAGCUGGUCUACGUUCAGUUCAAGUACAAUGGAACACAAUGGGAUGUGAUUAAAGUUCUAGAUGAAAAGUCCAAAUAUCUCCUGCCGUUAGGCGAUUAUGCAGCAACAUACGUGAUAUUUUCUCUAUAUAUGCUUUCGUUUGGAAUAGAACAUACCAGUAUAACAUUAAAUAUGUGUCCUCAGCAGUGUUUAAAUGACUCAACUGAUUCUAUAUUUCUGUCGAUGAUGCUGGUAUCAGAUGAUUUCAAAACGGUAUGCGAAGAUCGCAAAUGUUUGGAAGAUCUAUUUGCGACAAGAACAGUGUGCGUUAAAAGACAGGAACAUGUGCCCAUAUGUACAGUAUUUAAUGGGAGGGAUAAACCUCUUAUGGAAGUUCUACAUAUACCGUAUGCAAUAUCUUUUUAUAUUGUGUUAUUUUUAUUUUAUUUUUAUUUUUUACUCUACUUUGUGUGCUAGCCAUGUAUCUUUUAUAUGUUAUCGUUACUCGUUCUGAUUUGUCAUUUAUGUGUUUUUUAUUUAUUUAUUUAUUCCUUAGCAUAAGUUUGCUCAUAAAAAUAUGCUUAAGACCGCCAACAAUUAACAUAGACUCAAUUAAUCCUGGCAGUAUUUUGUAUGGUUUUAAGGACUGUUCUUUUAUCGUAUUGAUGCUACUCUAUAUAUUAGCCCUACCUUUUAUUUCAUUUUAUAAUGCAUUUCAGCUUAUUGCUAGAUAUAAACGCUACCGUGCUCUCUUUGGACCAACCUAUCGGAAUUGCAGGGGAAAUAUUAAAGCUUGGUCUGAUUUAUUUGCCUGGCUCUUCUUUUGCACCGUCAUCGCUUGGAUGACUUAUUGUGUAAUAGUUUUAACGCUGAUUGGUAUAACAACGAAUUCUGUUCCUUAUUUACCACUUGUGAUGGCAAGUAUUGUUUACUGGGUAAAGAUUUCUGCUCGACUGUCCAAUUGGUAUAGAGUUUUUUUCGAAACAAUCUUAGAAAAAGUAAUGUCAAUGAUUGAGAAACACUCUCUUGAAAUAAUGCUGCAGUCACGAAAGAAUUGCUUUCUGGUCGUACGAUCUCGGUCGCCAUUGCAAAUACAAGGUGACCGGUUGCAAGUCUCUGGAAUUCCUAUAUUUAUAGAUAGAGAAGGAACUCUGAAAUUAACAAAAGCAUUCUUCCACAGGUGCUUAAAGAUAAGAAAUGAACGUUCACACAAUAAUUCCUUCCGCACAUCUUCAGAUGCAGUACGGCAAUUGAUUAAUGUGAAUAUUUUUCUAUUUAUAAUAGCUCUGAUAAUAAUGAGUUUUGGUGUGGUUGGUGAACUCUCGACGUCGUACUUGACACUGGUUUCAUUAGCGGGAGGAGUCCUUCCAUUCCUGUUCGACAACUUCAUUAUUAAAGAUAGUUCCGUGUCUGAUAUAGGUGCAGAUAUAAUCCUUAAACAUGACCUUGAAUAUCUUGUAAAUUCGUAUGAGGAGUCAUUUGAAAUCGAUGGCUAUCCACAAACAGAACAGUCUAUUUUGGUCUCAAAUGGAUAUGAACUAACUACCGUGCGGUCUCAUCUCUCACCUGAUGGACAAGAACUGAGUACCGUACCGUCUGAUUCCACGACAGAAAACAUCACAGAGGUAGGAGACAUAUCAGAGAUGAAUCCAUUGUUGUCCUUAAACACGUGUAGGGAUGUAAAAGUCCGAAUUCAGAUAGAAGAUGAUGGCCAGGAAAGAAAAACAGAAGUGCAAGGAGACCCAAGCUUUAUUGACAUUAAGUAGACUUAUUUUUACUUUUUGAACAACAGUUGGUUAUUAUCUCGGCAUUGAUAUCAUUUUGCGAUUGGUUUUGUUUCACGGAUAGGACUUGGUAUUUUCUCCCAUAUACAUUUUUUAAACAAAUGGUACAUUCUUAAAUUGUAAUUGUAACUGUGUAAUUUUUCCUUGAUAUGAAGUAAUCAGCAUCGCCCAGCGUUAGUUACGUAGAUGUUAUAAAAGAACUGUACUGUAAAUCGUAAGAAUCUGAAAUUUAGUCUAUAUCCUGUUUACCAUUGUCUACAUGAAAUCUAUUUAUAGACACCAGGUAACCAACUUUCCUACGGGUCGGAUCCAAACGCCGAUGUUUUCUCGCGUUUUAGCGAAGUUUCUCACACAGGCAGGAACAAUUAUAAACAUGGGGGUGGGGGGUACUCGUUAUAAACAACACAAACGAUAAACAAACACUAAGUUUUAUUAAUAUCAUACUUGAAGCUUUUUUCCUCUUGCGUAACAUUACAAUGUAGUUAAUGCAGACCUAGUCUACACUGAUUAUUAGUUAUAACACGUUUAAGGAAUCUAGCAGAAUAAACGACAAUAUGACGUCAAUGAACUCUCUUGGAAUAAGUUUAUACUUGUUAACAAAAGUGAAAGGAAACAAUUAUGUUGCAUGUUAACACACACGCAAUUUCAAAGAAAAAUAAGCAAUUAUUUAAUAGUGAAUUUUGAUUAAUAGAGUAUCAGGUAUUAUAAUGAUUAUUAUGAAUAUUAAUUUAGGCAAACAGGAAAUGGUUCUGGGAAGGUGCUUUGUGAGGAAUAAUCAAAACUGCUGUUUAAGCCCGAGGUUGGUUUUCCGUUGUUCAUAACAAUUAACUCCCAUGCUAAUAUACUCGCAAUCGCAACUGAGAAACAUUAAUAACAAUUUGAGGAAACAAGCAAAGAACAUGAUGCGUUUCAUUCCUAUUCUCUGUAUUUGCAAAUAUUUAAAAAAUAUCUUAAUUUGUCUUUAUCUCUCGAUUUACUGACUAAAUAUCAGACUCAUUAAGUAUGUAUAACUCGUGUGAUAUUUAAUGCAUGAUUUCUAUUUUAUUCAUAUUUUUACAUGCUGUACAUUGUUUAUAAUGAAUAACCAUAUCUCACAAUCGAUGGCCUGUACUUAUGAAGUGUACCAAUCAUCUCCUGUUUGUUGUUCGAUUUGUGGUGGCACUGUUGUUGUAUUCUUAUAAUAGUUCCUUACUCAUGACACACCUGACGCACAUUCGAUGGUACGUCAGUGAUAAAAAUAGAUACAAUUAGUACACUUAAUGACUCAAAGUCCAGGAUAUGAUCAAAAUAGAUACAAUUAGUCACGUAAUGAUUCAAAGUCCAGGAUACGAUUGCUUCAAGCAUGGUUAGCUUAACGAAACAGUUCUUUUAUAAUUUGAUGUAUAAUUUUGAAAUCCAUAACCAUUAAUAGUAAAAAAGAUACUUAUGCCUUGAACUUAACUUAAUCAAUUAAUUUACACAAAAACACAUUUUUAUUGAUACACAUACACAAGAAAUUACCCUAAUGUAUCAUUAAGCUAACUAUGUUUGAAACAACGAGAUGCAACGCAUGAUUUGUACCAUGAUGUGUUAGGUUCAUGACAUAUUAAGGCAUUGAUGUUUAAUUCAUCAUAUUUUUGAAAUACUUAAAAUGAAAAACAAAAUAAAUGUAUUAUGUAUUGUAUGUGAUUCGAUUAACAUUUUGCACAAAGAGUUUACAUUUUUCUUUUAAAAAAAAAUACAACGUAACAGCUGAUGAAUCGUAUCCAUGUGUCAAUUAAUAAUGUACAAAAUCUUGGAUAGGUAUAUACGAAGUAUAUGUUGAACUUCGUACUCUCGUGUAAAGUCAUUGACCCGUUACGUGUGUUUCCAUACAUUCAAUUAAUGGUACUCAAUACUUGUUUUCAUAAUUCAACUACUUCUGUAUCCAUCCCAAGGAGAGGUUUUAGUAUUUUUGUUAUUAUACAAGACUUCAUUGUUUUAUUUGCUAACUCUGUUAAAAGUUGCUUGUUGAAAUAUUUUUGGUGUAACCGGCAUAUUUCGCUACCUUUGUGUUUAUGGAUUCAAGCGUUUUCUAUUAAUAUUAUAAUGCAUCUACCAAAGUGCUGAUUAACCACAUUAUAAAGGGCAGAUGUUCAAUAUGAUGCUUACAUAUAGAGAUAUUAUUAAAAAAUAUGCCUCAGAAAUUACUCCAGUUAUAUAAGCAUUAUUGGAAAUAUUUUCAUUGAUAUUGAUGCUCAUUAAUGUACAUGUAAAUAUCAAGAUAGUAAACAUUGAUAUACGUGUCAUGGAAUUGUAAUGAAAACACACAUACAUGUACAUUGCAAAUAUAGCAACAUAAUAGACUGAGAAAGUGUGGUUAUAUGUCAUAUGUCGCUCAACCCAUUUAUCAUGCUUAAGGUGGUUUGACAAAUGGUGGCUGUAUAACGAGGCCUUACUGUUAAUGCUGUAUCACAUUUUCAUUCUUUUAGUCAAUUCAGUCUAAUAUAAUUUCUAAUUGUAAUCUCUCAACGGAAACAUUUAAACGUUGUUUUUUUGGUACAGUGUAUAUCUGUUUGCAUUAUUUGUAAUAAGAUGUAUAUUAAUCAUAUCUUAAACCUCAAGGGCCCAGAUGUUUAACAUGUGAUUAGCUUAACCCCUGUUUAACGACAUUUUUAAAGUUGUGUUUAUUUGGCCAAUAUACAAUGUUGAAAACUAGUAAUCUUUCAUGCAAUUUAACUCUACUCAAUAUACGAAAAGAUUUACCUCAGUCGAUGUGUUUUAAAGAUGCACAAACAAUUAAAUUGAAGCUUAUCACUGAUUAAUCUAAAUACCUUUAUAACAACUGGGCCCAGAAAAGAGUUAAUAGAACUUCACUCAAUGUUAGUAAUAUCUUACAUUUUUCUUGUAACUUUUUUAAGUCUUAAAUGGAUGAUUGUGUCUGAUUUUAAUGAUUUUAGAAAAGUAGUUUGGCAUACAAAAGUUUAAAGUGUGACAUUUUAUGUGUUACAUACAAUCAGUUUUCUUAUGUAAGCGAGAUAACUGCUAGAUCUACGAGAACAUCAACGAAACUUUAUAUACAUUAAGGAAGAACUAUUAAAAAGAGUUUUUUCCCUUUACCCGUGAUGUGGAAUUAAUUAAACAGCAGUGUUAAAAACGCAUGCAGUGUGGAUGUUUUCAAAAAGAAUUACCUAAAACAAUUAUACUGUGAUACAUAA